CGCGACUUCGGACGCGUUCUUGUUCUUCUCAAUACCUACUCCACUAUCCACCUUUCUCAAAACAUGACCGACGUCGAGGGCUCACCAGCCCCACGACGCUCUCAGCGCGAUAAAAAACAAGUAAAACCCUAUGCUUCAGGGAGCCAAAGCCCCAACAAGCGCAAGCGCAAUGUGGAGGAGGAAGACCAAGUAGAUGAUCAAGAAAUGGGUGAUGCUGAGGUUGAAGCAGACGAUGAGGAGGAUGCCGAUGGAGUUGAAGACGACCGCGAUGAUGAACCAGACCGCCCAGCCAAACGAAAGGGAAAGGCCACUGCGCCACGCAAAGCAAAGGUGAAAGCUAAGGGUCCUCCGCCUCCAAAGAAACCACGGACGGCAAAGAAUGCUGCACCGAAGCCUCAGAAAGCCCCUAAGCCGACGAAACGUAAAGCUAAAGCCAACGGAAACUUCGAUGCAGACAAGCUGGCGACUGAGACCAAGAUUUCUGCAGAUAAUCCACUUUUCAAUGCUAUCAUGAACCCGUCAGCGGCGCUGCAGUCCACCGCGGAGGAUUUUUUGGACUCAUUAACACAGAGUCCAGGUACCGCUCAGGCGGAACUUAUCAACUGUAUUCUACGGGCAUGCGGGUGCAAUGACUCGGUGGAUGCAGAUGAAGUUCUAGACUAUGACGGCGUUGUCGAUUCGCUUGAUAACUUUACUGAGGGACUGAAACAGGAAAAUUCGCCAAUAUACCCCCUGACCUCCAAGUUACCAAUUUUCAAGCGUUUUCGAGCAUGCUUGAGCGAGCUGAUUUCACGCCUUGUUCUAAGCGCGGCCGACGUCGGAGCACUGUACACGAGUGAUAUGAUAACGACACUGCAGACGUGGGUCGUUGCGAUGAGCAGUUCACAGAUCCGAGCUUUCCGGCACACAGCAACAGCAGUGGCUCUAGAAGUGGAGACCGCGCUGUGUCAAGUAGCAGCGGCAGUUGAGAAAGAGGCGGAGAUUGUCGGGCGACAACGUGAAGGAGAAAGGAAGAGACGUGCAGCAAACAAAGCCCAAAAUGUGAGAGAGAAGGACUUGGAUGGCAAGGCGGCGGAGGUGAGGAAACGUCGUGCUGCCCUUGCAGAGUACCUCAAGGAGAUCGUUGAUGGUGUUUUUGUGCACAGGUACCGCGAUCUUGACCCGCAUAUCCGCGCUGAGUGUGUGCGUGCAAUGGGUCACUGGUUUACACACUACCCCGCCCAUUUCCUCGACGCGUCCUACCUACGCUACGUCGGGUGGGUGCUUUCCGACAGCGCGACACCCGUCCGCCUCGAAGCCGUACGCGCUUUAUCAGCCGUCUACGCACAGGCUGAGUAUAUCGGUGGCCUCAUGAACUUCACUGCACGCUUCAAGCCCCGCCUUCUCGAGAUGGCAGCGCGUGAUACAGAGCUCGCCGUGCGCACCGCUGUACUCGGCGUCCUAGGUGCAGUCGACCAACAUGGCUUGCUGGAAGACGAGGAACGGGAACAGAUGUGCCAACUCGUGUUUGAUGGCGAGGUGCGUGUGAGGAAAGCAGUGGCAGGAUUUGUCGGGGGCCUCUGGAAUGAACUUGUUGAGGAACGGUUGGCGGGGCGAAAGGUGGGUGAGAAAGGAAAGGAACGGGCAGGUGCCAAGGCUCUAUCGUUGUUGCUUGUGCGGUGGGACCGCGAGCGCGUGGAGGAAGAGGACGGGAGUCAGGAUGAUACGCAGAGAGGAGUGGCUAUGAGCACAGACAUUAAGGGGCGUACGGCGCUUGCUGUGGAGGCUCUGUGGGAUGACGUGGACUCUGCGAGCGGGUGGGAGGGGCUUCUUGAGAUGUUGUUGCUUGAUCACUCUGCUGGAGGAGGCGAGGAGGAUUUGGAUGCCGCGGAUGACUCCAUCGCUGCUUCUGCGAAAAACACCGUUGACGAGGCAUGGCGCCUGACUGAGACAGAGGAAAGCGUGCUGCUGGAGGUGCUCAUUGCGUCCCUUCGAAGAGCAAAAAAUCUUGCUGGCACCGCGAAAAAGGGCGAGGACGAGACGCUGCUCUCGGAUCUCACUCGUGCACUGAUCAAGGGACUCCCGAGGCUGUUCAUCAAGUACCAGACGGACGCCAACCGGAUUGCGAAUGUGCUGCUAAUCCCACCCUUAAUGAACGUAGAACUGUAUCUGGAGAUGCGGAUGAUGACUGCCUACGCCAAUCUCUGGGACGAUAUCACAAAGCAAUUCCUCUCCCACUCCGCCCAAACUGUACUCACUUCUGCUGUCGCCUGCAUCACGCACCUCCUCUCUUGUCCCUCGCUCAGCAACACCAACAGCACAAAGAUUCUAGAACUCGAGGACGAGCUUGCAGCGCAGCUUCGCGAUGCUGUCGGCGGGCGCGAGGAGAUCGAAGUCGCUGGGUUCGUCGAGGACGAAGUGCUUGCGCUAAGCGCAGUGUGUGCGCGAGUCUGUGCAUUAACAGGGACGAGAGAUAUGUGUGGAUGGAUGGAGGAGAGUGAGGGCGGGAAGCAGAGUUGUGUGUGGGAUAUAAUAUCUGCACUCGUGGAGCGGGGACGGCUGGGGUACAGAGAAGAAGAGAGGAUGAUCGAGCAGGGACUGCAGGUCCUCGGACUACAUAUUAUGUGGAAGACCCGGAGCUUGCCUGACGCUAGGGAGGCGACACCCGAAGACGAGAAGUAUAUGGAGACUCUGCGCGAGCAACGGGACUCUUUGCUCGAGAAGUUGGUGGAAUAUGCAGUUGGUACGCAGUCGAAUACUGCCGAAGCUGUCAAACGCGCAGCCUUCCAGAAUCUUAUGACAUUGCACAUCCUCUUCUGCGCGGAGCAAACGACGACGCCAGAUGGGCGUGUGCUACCAACUGCUGCAUUUCCCCUUGAGCUUGACGAUGAGGUACAGUACCGCUGCGCAGGGUUCAUCCAAGCCGCGAUCGAGCAGUACGCCGAGGUUCUCGAGGAGGGACAGGCACCCAGGGAGGAAGAGGCAAGUGAGAGUGGUGAGAGCUCAGGUGAGGAGAAUGUGCCUACAAAGGGUAAAAAGGGCAAAAGCAAAGCAAAGUCGCCUGUUAUCAAAGAGCAGCCACUCACGCGCACUCAUCUGGAGCAAGAGUACGUGUUCAUGGGAACGAUUUCUACGUUCCUAAGGGCUAUUCGCGCAGGCGCUGUGCAUGUGAGACAUAGCGCUGUACUACUAGCACAUUACGGACGCCUUGGACCUGCGUUUGAUCUUUGCACGAAGGUGAUCAUCGAUUCUCUGCGCGAAGCGGGUAUGUACCGGGAGAACGGCGAUCUCGUGGUCGAUGUUGUCACGCAGGCACUGAAGGAGUCGUUCACACUUGUCCUUGACUCUGUUGUUCGCGGAGAAGACCAUGUGGUUGCUCUUGCCAAGCAGCUUGGGCAGAGCUUCAUGAUCCGAGGUGCACAGCUCUCGAUUGUCAAGAAGCUUGAUAGCCAAUACAUCGUGCAAACGCACACGAACCUCCUCACUUGGAUUGUGAAGCGCAUUGGAACAUAUGAGGCUGCUAAGAAUAAGAAGGCGCGCAAAACGGCUAUUUUAUUCUUCAGGGUCUUGCAGCCUCUUCUGGCAGCUGUUGAUAGCCGAGACGGCUUAAAGAUCAAAGCCCAUAUGGACCAGGUUCUUGCUCAGGCUAAGAUCGAGGUUCCACCAUCAUCCAAAAUUUGGGAACCCCAGAGAGCAUAUGAGAAGAAGUUGUCUUCGAUCAUGGCAAAGGAUAAAGGCGGUGCGAAAGGUAGAAAGGCUAAAGGCGCAAAGAGUGCAGCAAUGAUCACCAGCGACGAAUCAGAGAGCGAACCAGAACCUCAACCAGCUGAGGAAGAACCUCCCGCACCGAAACCACGCCCGAAACCGCGUCCUUUACGCCGCCAGCGAUCUCCUACCUCGUCUCUGUCGGAGCUUGAAGCGAGCGACCAAGAGGCUGGGGGACAGGAACCCAUCGAAGAAGCAAAUGAAAAACCCGAAGCUGAGCCGGAGGCCGAGCAUGAAGAGGAGCAGGCGACUCCGAGGAAACGACCUCUUCCUCAAGCAACAUACGGCAGGUCACCGACGAAGACACCAUCUGUCCCUCCUGUAUCUAAUGGCAUCACUUCCCCAUCUACGCGGAAACGACAGAGGACGGACGAUGAUGAUGAGGACGUUGGAGAGAGUGGAAUUGAAGCUAUUGAAGCCAAUGGCAACGCCGAUACCCCCAGAGACGAAGGCCCUCGAGAAGAGAGCCCGUCGAAUGAGAUUAUCUUCAGGAGGAAACGUGCUCGUCAUUAGUGCGAGGGAUUUUUCGAGUUUUUAUACUUAUUUGUGACUUGUCGGGCGUGGCUUUAUCUUGCUGUUUUACUGCUAUGUUGUAGGUACAUAUGAUCAGGAUUAGAGAGCAAAAUGAUUCCGAUUA
Messenger RNA from Suillus clintonianus, 4381 nucleotides. RefSeq lists its product as uncharacterized. Gene Ontology annotation, cellular component: chromatin; cohesin complex; nucleus. Gene Ontology annotation, biological process: sister chromatid cohesion. NCBI's taxonomy places the organism in Eukaryota, Fungi, Basidiomycota, Agaricomycetes, Boletales, Suillaceae. The coding region runs from base 64 to 4257 and encodes 1397 amino acids. The transcript is spliced from 13 exons. The record is from RefSeq and is a predicted model, not a curated record. Gene Ontology annotation, molecular function: chromatin binding.